This is a messenger RNA of Macroventuria anomochaeta, 2370 nucleotides long. RefSeq lists its product as uncharacterized. The record is from RefSeq and is a predicted model, not a curated record. The coding region runs from base 141 to 2126 and encodes 661 amino acids. Gene Ontology annotation, biological process: metal ion transport; transmembrane transport. Gene Ontology annotation, molecular function: magnesium ion binding; magnesium ion transmembrane transporter activity; cobalt ion transmembrane transporter activity. Lineage: Eukaryota; Fungi; Ascomycota; Dothideomycetes; Pleosporales; Didymellaceae. Gene Ontology annotation, cellular component: membrane. The transcript is spliced from 2 exons.
CAUGGCCCCCUAAGUGCUCUCCUUGUUCCCGCUCCUGUCCCACGAUCCCUUGAAGUCCUCCAGAGCUAGCUCCACGACGUCACACGACGCUACACGACGUUGCACUGCGAGCUGCGAGAGAAUCGCGCCAUUCAUGUGUGAUGGCCUCACCACCAGGCUCCAAGAUCCAGGAUUUUGCCUCGCCAAGCUCUCCUACGCCUGCCCAGGACCGGCGGCCGUCCGCGGCAACGGCGCCUAGACUCCAUCUUGACACCCAUCUUGACACCCAUCUUGACGAGCACACGCAGAGCAGAAGCCGGGGAAGGUCUGCGACCUCAACGACGGCAACCGCAGCCCAGCCAAGCAUCGAGGAGGUCGUCUCUCCUGCCUACAGUCGCUCCUCCAUCGACACCGCUCUCCGCCGGCGAAUUACGCGCUCGAAUACUGUUCGUCACUAUCAGUCGCCGACACGAGCAACGUGGGAAGAGCCGGGUGCUGAGCCGGGUGUGGAUGUCAAAGAUGAAGAGGCCGCUGCACGCUUCGCACAUCUGCGCCAACAGUGCGAUAUCACCGUAGUUGACUUCUCCGCCGAGAGGAUUCAGACGUAUGAACUGGACAACGACACCCUGCAGGAGUUUGUGAAAAGACCCAAAGACGACUGGGUUGAGUGCCGCUGGGUCAAUGUCAAUGGGCUGGACUUCGACGUGAUCAGUGAGCUCACAACCCACAAGCAACUGCAUCGUCUGGCAAUCGAGGAUUUGAUGACAGGUCGAGAGCAGCGGACAAAGGUCGACUGGUACUCAGACCAAGCUUUCAUGCUAUUGACACUCUCGAAGCUCGUCCGGAACCCCAGCGACGAUUCAGACAGCGACUCUGAUUCUGAAGAUGAGCUACCUCGACGUGCGCGCUCACGCUCACGCUCUCGAGCUGCACACCAUGCGCAAAAGAAGAAGAGGAAGACGUGGAUGAAGCAGAUCAAGCACGCCCUCGGCCUGCACACUGGACCCAAGCAACCCAAGGACUUGGAGCAUACCCCUGACAGCCUCGAGAAGCGCAACACCAAUCUAGACGGCGCGAGUAUUUCUCGUGUCUCGACGUCGAAAGAGGGUACCGGGGGCAUUCGCACUCUCCAGCGCUACCGUGGCGGACCCAACCUGGAGCGCAUCCUCUACCUCGAGCAGAACUCGGCGCUCACCAGCAAGCACCUAACGGUCAGCGUAGAGCAGGUUGGCAUUUUUCUCUGCUCCGACAACAGCGUGAUAUCCUUCUUCGAGCACUCGGCCAACAUAAUCGAGUCCUUCAUCCUCAAGCGCCUCAACACCGAAGACACGAUCCUCCGCCGCAGUGCCGACAGUUCCAUGAUCGUGCAAGCCAUCAUCGACGCCAUCAUCGAUCUCGCCAUCCCCGUCGUCGCCGCCUACGAAGACGCUAUGGGCGAGCUCGAACUCGACGUCCUCGAGGACCCAGAAAUCCACCACUCGCAAUCCCUCUACCUACUCACCUCCGAGCUCUCCAUCCUGCGCAACACCAUCCAGCCCAUCAUCUCCCUCAUCAACGCCCUGAGAGAUCACAAAAGCGACCCGAUGCAGCAAAACUGGAUCCAGCACCAAAACUCCAACCUCGCGACCCGCAAAACAAUGUCCUCCAUCACCAUCUCGCCCCUGGCGCACACGUACCUCGGCGACGUGGAAGACCACUGCAUAAUGAUUACCGCCUCCUUGGACCAAAUGCGGCGCGCAGCCGACAACCUAAUCGACCUGAUCUUCAACAUGAUGGGCGCGUUCCAAAACGAGUCGAUGAAAGUGCUCACCGCCGUCACCAUCUUCUUCCUCCCCCUCACCUUCCUUGUAGGAUAUUUUGGACAGAAUUUCGAGCGGUUUGAUGGUGUGCAGCAUCAUAGCGACAGUUUCUUUUGGAUUAUCGCGGUGCCGGUCAUGGUGGUCACGAUGCUGGUCUUGAUGAGCCAGAAUAUUGUUAGGAAGAUCAGACGAUGGGCCGGCAAGUUCAAGCUCAAGAGGGCGAAACUCACGUUCGGGGCGCAAGAGGGUAGGAAUGGGGCGAAUGUAUUGGGGCUGACGCAUGAGCAGAAGAAGCGGGCGAAAAGGAGGCAGACAAUGUAUACCAAGGGGCAGAUUGGGUCGUUCUAAGGCCUGAAAUGUGUUUGGUGAGAGUAGCGUGCGCGUAAAGAUGUUGAAGCGAUGGGAGGAUUGGGGGGGGGGACGGAAAAGUGUUGAAGGUGGAAAUGAUACCCUAGAUUUUCUUUCAGACUCCAGACCUUGAAGCAACAUGAAUCAGGACUUCACUAGUGUACAUUAGGGGCUUUUGUACUUUGUGAUGUUUCUUUCUCUAGCAAUAGAAUUCCUUGAGACCCCACCUUCCAGCCCAGCAUAG